CUCACACCGGAAGUUGUUCUGCUUUCAUUUUUGCGAAAGUUGACGAGUCACCGGCGUGACAAAAAUAUUUUAAAGUAACUUCUCUAGUUAACUUUCAACAUGCCUGUCAGUGAUCCGAACAAAAUUUCUAAAGUUGUUGUCCAUCCCCUAGUUCUUUUAAGUGUGGUAGACCAUUUUAAUCGUAUGGGAAAGGUUGGAAAUGCAAAGAGAGUUGUCGGUGUUUUGUUAGGCGCAAACAGACAAGGGAUUCUGGAUGUUUCAAACAGCUUUGCAGUUCCCUUUGAUGAAGAUGAUAAAGAUAAGACUGUAUGGUUUUUGGACCAUGACUACUUGGAAAACAUGUAUGGAAUGUUCAAAAAAGUCAAUGCUCGUGAGAGAAUUGUGGGAUGGUAUCACACAGGCCCAAAGCUUCACCAAAAUGAUGUAGCCAUCAAUGAACUUCUGAGACGGUACUGUCCCAAUUCUGUAUUAGUUGUUAUAGAUGCCAAACCUAAGGACCUAGGUCUGCCCACUGAGGCCUACAUAGCUGUAGAAGAAGUCCAUGAUGAUGGGACCCCCACUAGUAAGACCUUUGACCACGUGCCCAGUGAGAUCGGGGCCGAGGAAGCAGAAGAAGUAGGAGUGGAGCAUCUUCUAAGAGAUAUCAAGGAUACCACAGUAGGAUCUCUCUCACAAAGAAUCACCAAUCAGCUGAUGGGUCUAAAAGGUCUCCACGGCCACGUAAACGAUAUCAAUGGUUACCUCCAGAAAGUGACGUCCAAACAACUACCUGUCAAUCAUCAGAUUAUCUACCAGUUACAGGACGUGUUUAACCUACUUCCUGAUGUUAACCUACAAGACUUCGUUAAAUCAGUUUACGUUAAAACCAACGAUCAAAUGUUAGUGGUGUAUUUGGCUUCCCUCAUUCGUUCCAUUAUUGCUCUACAUAACCUCAUCAGUAAUAAGAUUCAGAACAGAGAUGCCGAGAAAAAUGAAGGGAAAGACUUGUUGAAGGAAAAGAAAAAGGAGGCAAAAGAAUCGGAAAAGAAAGACGGAGAAAAAGAAUCUGAUAAAAAAGAAACGGCAAAGGCUGCAAAGAAGUAGUGGAAUAUGUUUAAUUUUCUGUAUUACAUGCAAAUCAGUUAAAAUUUGCACUGAUAUAAUUGAGAGAGGAAACAAAAAUCAUUUAAGAUAUCUUCUUAUUGUGCAAAGAUAUUUUUUGUCAGUGGACAUAGAAAAAGUGACAAGAGUUGUAUGUUCUAAACAUAUGGAUCUGAGUUAUUUCAGGUGUAGAGCAAAAAUUUGAUGAUAACAAACAUUUUAUUACAACCUUUGUGUAUAUAAUUAGAAUAAAUUGACAAAGAAUUGUA
Molecule: messenger RNA, 1349 nt
Organism: Saccostrea cuccullata (small rock oyster)
Lineage: Eukaryota; Metazoa; Mollusca; Bivalvia; Ostreida; Ostreidae
Product: 26S proteasome non-ATPase regulatory subunit 7-like
Exons: 6
Coding region: 100-1083 (327 amino acids)
Biological process (GO): proteasome-mediated ubiquitin-dependent protein catabolic process
Cellular component (GO): proteasome regulatory particle; proteasome complex
Molecular function (GO): metallopeptidase activity; protein binding
Source: RefSeq, a predicted model, not a curated record